GGAAGCCGGAUCCAAUACGUCAUAGGCCACGCCCACUGGAUACAAACGCAGCGCGGGAGUCAGAUGAGGUCAGGAACACAUGGCCGUCCCGUUGCUAGAACACGGCAGCGCCAAACAUUUCACUGACGACUGCUUCCUCAACUUGGGCCAAUACAGAGCUGGACUUGCUCAACGUCUGAAAAUCAAGUCUGGAUCAGUACCAACUCUCCUCGGCUCAGCUACAAACCUCGACAAAGCCAGCUCAUCAAGUGCUUCCAUUCAGCAGCUUCUCUCAAGGGAUGUCGCCUGCCAGACAUAACACCUGGAAACGCAUACUUGUAGGCACACAGCUAUCCUUAAAGUCUUUGCAGCCCCAUUUUAAAAGUGAAGAAGACUUCGAUGCCUUUGGAGACCGUAGCACGCAGCGUGGCGCCACCUCAGAGAGUCUGGGUGUGGAUGCCCCUGGCUCCUCCCACAUGUCCAGUCACAGCGGGGAGCUGAAGAUUCUGAGCGUCUACGGUAAAGGGGAGGGCCCUUUGGCGACGGACGGCCAUGACAACCUCUUCACCGCGUCAGAAGUGGAGCCCCUGAACUCGCUGUCUGCGGACCACAGCGCGGCCAAGAGCCUGGAGCGCGGCGAGCGGCUGGUCUGCCGCGAGGAGCUGAGUGUGCAGCAGACCCCAGACACCAUUUCAAUCAAGGUUGAAGAGGAUAUUGGUGGAGGCAUGCCUGCUGUAGAAGACUGUGAUGCCUUUGGAGACUGUAGCACGCAGCGCGGCGCCACCUCGGAGAGUCUGGGUGUGGACGCCCCUGGCUCCUCCCACAUGUCCAGUCACAGCGGGGUGUUGCGGAUCCUGAGCGUCUACGGUAAAGGGGAGGGCCCACUGGCGGUGGACAGCCAUAUCACCCUCUUCACCUCGUCAGAAGUGGAGCCCCUGAACUCGCUGUCUGCGGACCACAGCGCGGCCAAGAGCCUGGAGCGCGGCGAGUGGCUGGUCCGCCACGAGGAGCUGAGUGUGCAGAUACCAUCAACUAACACCACUAAGACAGCGAAAAAAAGAGGAAAGACACUUGUUGAAAGGACAGCUACUAAAAGGGAGGCGGAGAGAGCUCGAAAUAAAACCAGAGUAAACAUCGGCGUGGCUUAUGAGCGAUGGAGAGAGUUACGUGACCUGAGAAACUUAAAAUCGGACGCUGAGAUGGCUACAUUUCUUAUAGACAGUUAUGAGAACCUCACAUCCCCUACUUCAUCCACACCAUGCAAGCGCAGGAGAAACCUGCCUCUUCCCCAAGCUUCAAGCAUUCAUUCAGAGACACUCUUAGACAGAGCCGAUGACUUCUUGGAUGCUGAAGAUGUAGAGGACACCAAUCCUGCCACUACCUUUCAAAGUAUGGCUACAAGUAUUUCUCCACAGGUAAAUGACAUUGAAGUCAUAACUGAAGAAGAAUUUAAUGACAUCCGGAACUCUACAAUUGGCUGGGCCGAUAACACCUGGGAAGAUGACAGUGGAGAAGAUGACAGUUGGUACCCAGAAAUGGAGAUGGACAAUGGGUCAUCUUCAGAGGAGGAAGAAAUGAUGGGGGAAGACUGUGAAUGCAGUGAUGACAGUGACAUCGAUUACGUGCCUUAUCUCUGUGUGCGGACUGGUGGAGCUCUCCAAAAGAGCAAAUGGCUGGACACAUUACCAGCUGUUGGUCUGGAGGAGACUGUUCAUGACCUUGAUGAUGGACACAAUUCCUCAGAAGUGAUACCACCGCUACCAGAGAAGACCCAAGUCCUCUGCAAGGAAGAUAUAAUUGGACAACCAGCUUCCAUUGUCUACCAUAGCUGUCUUAAACAGCUGGCUCAGUAUCUUGUCUUACCAAUCCCCAAGUGCAACACAAAGGACCCAGUAACUGAUGCUGAAUGUGGAGCACUUAGACCAUUUGAGGUGAAAAUAACUUCCAGGGGCACAUCAGUUGUCGUGGAAUGGAUAUGUCAUCAGGGUCACAGUGUCUGGAGGUGGAACUCCCAGCCCACUCUAAAAUAUGGGAUGCAUGCAGGUGACUUCAUGUUGUCCUCGAACAUCCUACUCUCUGGGAACAACUACGGGAAGGUGGCUCUGCUGUUCAAAUUCAUGAACUUGGGAAUAGUACACAGAACCACAUUCUUUAAAAUCCAGGACGCCUACUGCUUUGACGCCAUCGAGGACGACUGGGAUGACAAGAGGUCAGCCAUUAUUACCCGGCUGAAAUCAAAGGACAGUGUAGUGGCCCUUGGUGACGGUCGUAUGGAUAGUCCUGGGUUUUCAGCACAGUACUGUACAUACACAACGAUGGACAACGACAGUAAAGAGAUCAUAUCAAUUGUCAAUAUUGAUAAGAGGGAGACCCAGAAGAAUUCGGUUAUCAUGGAGAAGGAGGCUUUCAUCCGGACCUUUGAGACUCUCCACAAAGAGAUUCGCCUACAGGAGUUUUGCACUGAUGCUCAUUCACAGAUCUCGGCGCUCUUCAAUCCAACAAAAGGCAGGUUCAAGGACUCUGGUGUUCGACACACCCUUGACAUCUGGCAUGGGUCAAAGAACUUGGGUAAAAAAAUCCAUGCAGCAGGCCUUCGGAAAGGAUGUUCAAUUCUCCUUACCUGGAGUAAGGAGAUAUGCAACCAUUUCUGGUAUUGCUGUAAGACUGCACAGAACAUUGAUCAGUUCGGUGAUAUGUGGACAGGUCUUCUCCACCAUGUUCAAGGAGAGCAUGAGUGGGCCCUAUCUUGCUGUGAACAUGGCCCCUUGUCGGCCGACAGGGAGAAGGAGUGGAUCCAGAGUGAUUCUGAGGCCUUUCAGGUUCUGUCAGAAAUAGUGCUGGAUGAGCACUGGCUGAAGAAUGUGGAGAAGUUCCUGAGUUUCAGGUCAACCGCUGAGCUGGAAUCCUUCCAUAAUCAUAUACUGAUGUAUGCCAGCAAGCGAUUCAGCUUUAGCCCACCUGUUUACAAAGCAGGCACCCUCUUAGCAGCGUUGGACUAUAACCAUCAUGUUCACAGACCGGUGAAGAGGAAGGCUGAUGGCUCAAUAGAGUACUGCAAGCUCUACAAUAAAAAGUCAAAGACUUGGAGUCUAUACACUGUGAAGGUGGAGAAGGACUACGGAUACAUGGCAGACCUGCAGAGUGCUAUCCUAGAAGCCCGGCUGACAUCAGACAAGGGUUUGCCAAAGACCAGAAAAAAAGGCCUAAUGACCCACGGCAAUAUGGGGUUCUUGCAAGCAUCCCACCACCCAGGACCUGUUGCAAACCCAAUUCCACAGAGGAGUAGGGCAAGGAAUGCAGUAAGAGACCUAGAAGAGAUUGGAGGUCCCAUACCAACUAAACUGGAGCUGACUGUAGGCUGCUGGGGGCUGUUUGGAAUAGUAUUACGCUGCUCACUUUUUGAUUUUUGAUAUUUGUAAAUAUUCGAUUUAUUAGGUCUAAAUGUCCUUCACAGUUUUGAAUUAUUUACACUUUGUUCUUAUAAAAUAUAUUAAAAAAAAAAAAUAGGAUUUUGUAUAUAGUUUUUUAUGAUCAAUUUGUUUAUAAUUGACAUAUUUUCAAUGCAGUUGCACGAUUGUUCUGCUAAAAAGGCAUUUUGUUAUGUAGUGCUUUUAUACUUAUUUAGAAUUUGCACUUGUGCUGCAUGUAGUCAUCGAAGGCCAGGGUGUUCCUGUGUGUGUGAGUUAUUAUCUUAUUGUUUUAUUAUUUAAUAAAAAAGCUUUUUACCGCACCUGCCCUCAUCCUUUAUCCAGCAUUACACCUGCUGAAUGUGCAUUGUUAUUAUGAUAUGCUAUAGUUAUUGUCUGCUGUAACCGACAAUGAAAAGAUGGGUCAUAAUAACAGGAAACUGAACAUGUAUUUUUUAAACACUUUUUAAUGAUGCUUAAAGUCUCCUUGUGAGGAAGCCAACAUAUUGUCCAAGUGGGUCUGGGUACUUGUCCCGUAUCCUCCAGACACAACAACUAGGGAUGACGACCCUGUGUCCCCGAGCCAGUGCUCCGUAUUGCCAAACAACAAACUGCCUAUAGGCGGCAAACCUAAAUAGUUUGUUGUCCUCCCCUGGGUCUGGACGGUCAGCCACAGCACGGACAUCAUUCCAGAUCCUCCUGGCCAGCCGUAGAACCCCCCCCUGCAUUAUGUAUGCGUCCAUGUGAGGCAUCAUGGAGACACAGGAGUCCAGGAGUUGUCCACAGCAUUUCCUCUCUAUA
This is a messenger RNA of Gadus chalcogrammus (walleye pollock), 4187 nucleotides long. RefSeq lists its product as uncharacterized. The transcript has 19 exons. NCBI's taxonomy places the organism in Eukaryota, Metazoa, Chordata, Actinopteri, Gadiformes, Gadidae. The record is from RefSeq and is a predicted model, not a curated record. Bases 279 to 3389 code for a protein of 1036 amino acids.